UUUGUUGUUGGCCUUUAUCAUCAACACGAAGGCUCUAAGUCUAAGAGUUGAGGGAGAGGCCAAAAGGUUUUGUAGAUCAGCAACAUUCUAAGGUGUAUCGGAUUUGACUCAUCAUCAUCUUUGAUAACUAUCCUACUUUUCCCCCAUCCCAAAUCCAGGAGUUUUCCUAACAAGUGCAGGUUUCAGGAGACGAAGUAUCCAUGCCUGUGAACAGUACUGGACUUGUAGGUCUGUGGGAGGGGGGCGUGUGGCGGAAGGUUGCCGUGCUGGUGGGGUCGGCUACAGCGGCGGUCGCGGUGCUGGUGUUGGUGGAGCGGUACCUCAGGCGGCGCCGCGGCGGCUGGACGGACGUGGCGGACGAGGGGAUAGAGAUGGACAUGGUGGAGGAAGAGUCAGAGGAGAAGCGAAUUGUGGUGCUGGGACUAGACGGAGUUGGAAAGAGCAGCUUCCUGGCCUGUAUUGCUAACCAGGACUGUCGGCAGACCAUGAAGCCUACAGAAGAAUUCAAUGUCAUGUGCAUCCAGACCAGGCAAACUUCACUCAACAUUUGGGAAAUCGGUGGUACAGAAAACGUGCGCUCGUACUGGGCCAACUUCCUGCCCAACACGGACGUGUUGGUGUUUGUGGUGGACUCCACAGACGAGGCUCGGCUGCCGCUUGCCAGAGAGGAGCUGCACAAGGUUCUGUCUCACCCAGCACUGAAGACUGUCCCGCUCAUGGUACUGGCCAACAAGCAGGAUGUAGGUGGUGCCCUGAGUGUGGAUCAGGUCAGCUCAGCUCUGCACCUCAACUCUCUCCCUGCCAACAGAGUCGUUCACAUCCUACCGACAGAGGUGCCACCCGGUCUCCCCACCAAAACAGACAGCACAAAAAAGGCUGAGGAAAUGCUAACAACUCUGUCUAAGAGCUGAUGUAGUUAAAGAUUGGCCUCACUUAGGCAUUGAUCUUGUAGUGCUCUAAGGGCCUGGGGGAUAGGUGAUGGGGAGUGGUCAGUUAUUAAGUAGUUGCAACUACAUGUACAUCUCAAGUCUUCAGUACACUAUAGUCAUAAAGAGCUUUUUCACAUGAGGUCAUUGCUGUGUCUGCCACCAUGUUGAUGUUACCAUUUGCAUUUUGGUGAAUUUUGCUCAAGCAUUUUCAGAUAGAUCUUCUGUCCCCUUCAAUUAACCACUAUUAAAUGUCUACAGCACAAAGAAGGGCAUACCAGUAGAAUACAUUUAUACCUCAAAAUUUUCUGAAUAAAGACAAAAAAGCUGUGUAGUGUGUACAAUUGAGCUAUGGUCAAUUGAAAUGCAAAUAGGGACACCAACAUGGCUGUCAGUAUCUGCCUGCUUCAUUGUUAUGGGAUGUGAGUAAAAACUGCCAAUAUGAAUGGCCUCAAAAAUGUAAUAUAUUGUAAGUUACAUGUGGUGUGCCUAACUGUAAAGGAUGAUGUCAGAUGUCAUACAUGUUUUUUUAUAGAGAUGUUUUUCUGUUUUGACAGCUUGACAUAUUUCUUGACCCCCAAUAAAAGAUUUUGGGGUUUUGAGGAGCUUAACCUUUAUUAUAUAUAUAUAUUUUGAGGCUGUAUCAUUUCUAUAGGAGAGAAAUGGAAGUCUACAGUACAUGUAUAAAGCUGUGUUCCAAGCUAUACCAAUAGAAAUAUCCUACAACACAUGUUCUAUCGUAUAUACUUUAACUAGGAGAAAAGAAAUUUGUACCCACAUACUGUUUGCAUAUAGUUUCUUAGCUAGACAUUCUACAGAAUUUAUUUUUUAGACACUUUAUUCAGUGUGUUUUUGUGCACUAGCCAUGGUAUGAACCUGUUUGUAGGGACUUGUAUGUACUUCUUGUACAUUAAGAGAGGAGACUGCUGUUUCACUAACCAUAGACAAUCUGUUCAGAAGAGCUUCUAAAACUGUAUGAGUGAACAAUUGCAAAUCGUAAUGUGUAGUGUAUGAUGUUGUAGAGCUUUGGUAUGGAUUUAGUACAUUGUACCAGGAAUUGUUUACUUAGACAAAGGGAAAGGAUAACUUUGUGGUGUUGAUUGUACAGAAAGUAUGUUGUUUGUCAGUCUGCAAACUGUAAGUUACAUUCAUCUAUGUAUUUUAGAACUACUUUGAGAAAGCCUUAGGGUGCAGCCAAGCAUUGGGAAUAUCAGUCAAACUUUGUGACGUAAAAACAAGAUGAUUUUGCCUAGUAUGAGCAGGGACCAAAUUUAACUUAACUCCUCUGUGUUGUGAGGUAGGUUUAAGGUUCAGUGGCACCUGUGUUAUCUAUUCCAUUGUAUUACUGUUGCUGACACGUGACACCUGUCUUUAAUAAACUUGUAUCUGUUCAA
Molecule: messenger RNA, 2320 nt
Organism: Branchiostoma belcheri (Belcher's lancelet)
Lineage: Eukaryota; Metazoa; Chordata; Leptocardii; Amphioxiformes; Branchiostomatidae
Product: ADP-ribosylation factor-like protein 3
Exons: 4
Coding region: 201-911 (236 amino acids)
Molecular function (GO): GTPase activity; GTP binding
Source: RefSeq, a predicted model, not a curated record